AUGGCAGAUACAACAGAAGAUGAGCAAGAAACACCGCUGCCGCCGCGAUCAUAUUACAUGAUGUUUUUAACAACUAUGAGCAAAAGGAGAACAUGGGUAUGUCUAUUUGUGUUAGUUUAUGCUAUCCUUUUAACUUCUUUAUGGAAUUUCCUCAAAUCCAUACUGUCUUGGUAUGAAUUGCAAGCCCAACCUUCUGCCUCAUCAUAUGGGUGGCCUGCCCUUUAUGCCUCGGUGCUUCUUGGGGCAGUUUUUGGGCUGCUUUCCAUGUUUGCAGCUCUUGCAGUCGUGGUGCCUGCCACUUUGGUCACAUGGAUCACUAUUGUGGUCAUGCUGGCCUUCUUUGGGAAGCCUAGGAGUACUUUGGUUGUGGAGGGGAGGAAGAUUACAAGAGAGAUUUUCGGGAUUGUGAUCAGGAUUUUGUUGAAGGAAGGCAAUUUGGUGGCUGCUGCUUGUGCUGUUUUGGGGUAUUUUGCGCUUUUUAGGAGGAGUUCCGAGGUGAUCGAAUGA
Molecule: messenger RNA, 507 nt
Organism: Prunus armeniaca (apricot)
Lineage: Eukaryota; Viridiplantae; Streptophyta; Magnoliopsida; Rosales; Rosaceae
Source: the annotation of a GenBank genome assembly